CAGUCAGUCUCAAUGUAUGAAUAAUCAAAAGUGGUAGUCAAAACAGGUACACUUAUCUAGUUCUUGUAAAUCAAGCUCUCAACAAUUAUCACGCAUUCCUGCUCCCGUAUGAAUAAUUUAAUCAACCUCUCUGUUUUUCCUUUGGCCAUUCUAGUUUCCCCUCUAAAAUGGACACAAGGCUGUUUGAGGCUGCUCAGACUGGAAAUAUCAAAUUUUUACACUGCUUACUAGCUGAAAAUCCCUAUAUACUCCAUACCAUUGCCCUAACUUCACAAGAAAAUCCUCUACAUGUCUCUUCCAUAGCCGGCCAUGUUGACUUUGUCAAGGAGAUUUUAAGGUUGAAACCCGGUUCUUCCAAAGAGAUAAAUCAGGAUGGUUUUAGUCCCUUGCACUUAGCCUCUGCAAUUGGGCACUUUGAGGUUGUGAAGGAGCUGCCGAAAGUUGACCCCAUACUGUGCCGUUUAGAAGGAAGAAACAAAUGGACUCCUCUCCAUUAUGCAGCAAGCAGAGGGAGGGUAGACAUCAUUCAAGAAAUGCUAUUAGCUUGUCCUGAGAGUAUUCAAGAUGUGAAUGUGCAGAAAGAAACAGCUUUGCACCUUGCUGUGAAGAACAGCCAAUUUGAAGCAACAAACUUGAAGGUGAAGUGGGUCAGAGAAUUUAAGAAAGAUGAGGUCCUGAAUAUGAAGGAUGAACUUGACAAUUCCGUUCUUCACCUUGCAGUAUGGAGAAAACACCGCCAGAUUGUGGAAUGGAUACUCAGCUAUAGUGGAGCUAAUGCUAUAGGUGGAUUGGUAAACGCUGUAAACAAGAGUGGUCUGACUGCUCUUGAUAUUCUACUGAUAUUCCCAAGCGAAGCAGGAGACAGAGAAAUGGAGGAGAUUCUUCGGAAUGCAGGAGCUAAGAGAGCAAAAGAUAUCAUCAUGAGCCAUUCUAGUGUACCUCCAUUUGAAAAAUCUGAUAAUAACCAAGCAGGUGAUCCAACCCCAUAAGAUCUCUCUUCAGAUAAUUUGGUGAACUAUUUCAAGUUCAAAAGGGGCAGAGAUUCACCAAGCGACGCUCGAACCGCGCUGUUAGUAAUAGCAGUGUUAGUAACAACAGCAACAUUUCAAGCUGGACUCAACCCUCCAGGCACUGUUUGGCAGGACACAAGUACAAGUGGAUUACCACAUAAAGCAGGGAGAUCCAUUUUGGGUUCUUAUGAUUCAGUUAUGUAUCUGUUUUUUAUGCUUUUCAACACUACUGGAUUUGCGGUGUCUAUCUAUGACAAGCAUCCUCAUAUGCAGUUUUCCUCACCGGUGGGAGUUUGAAGUUUGUAUAAUUGCUCUCCAUUUUACAUACACCACUGCAAUCACUUUCAUGGCACCCAAGUGUAUGACUUUUCCCCUCAUGGUGUUUUCAAUAGUCUUUCCAAUGUUGGUACCAUUUAUAGCCAAGUUGGUCCGGAGACUUGUAAUGAAAGUCAGACCAGUUUUGACAUACCUGAAUCAAAAAUUCUUUCGAGCCCGCUUUGGAAUUACAAGCAAUAAUAAGUUUGUAUGUUUAUGUAACUAGCCAUCAUGGUUUGUAUUUUUUGCUGUAAUAAACGCAUUAUAGAAAUGGAACAUGAUAAAAGUUAAGUGUUCUAUUGUGGAAUGGAAUAAUAUGCUCUUAGAAUACAUCGCUCUGUUUUCAUCGUCA
Messenger RNA from Ziziphus jujuba (common jujube), 1677 nucleotides. RefSeq names its product ankyrin repeat-containing protein BDA1-like. Gene Ontology annotation, molecular function: protein binding. The transcript is spliced from 2 exons. Lineage: Eukaryota; Viridiplantae; Streptophyta; Magnoliopsida; Rosales; Rhamnaceae. The coding region runs from base 168 to 989 and encodes 273 amino acids. The record is from RefSeq and is a predicted model, not a curated record.